Molecule: messenger RNA, 1860 nt
Organism: Lolium perenne
Lineage: Eukaryota; Viridiplantae; Streptophyta; Magnoliopsida; Poales; Poaceae
Source: RefSeq, a predicted model, not a curated record
AUGGCCGAAGAACCACCGGAGAGCUCGUCGCGGCGAGUAUCUGGAACCCUCGGGUUGUCCGGUCUACGAUCAGCGGCGCCGUUCGUGAAUGGAUCCUUGCUGGAGAGGCCCGUUCGCCGUACAGGCGCUCCACCGUCGAUUCCUGUGCGGCGCGUCGGCCUCAUGCGCCCGCACGGCUCUUCUCUCAUCGGCGGCAGCGGCAGUCUUUUCUCCUUUCCUUCGGCGGGACAAGUACUUCUGUUUUCUGUUUUCCAUGUAGAUUUAUGUACAAGACCACAAGCAGAAAAUAUUGAAGCUUAUUCUGGCCGGGACAGAGGGUUCAACUUGAAUGAACCAGCUAGUGAUAGUGCAUUGCCUCAAGGGUACCGUGGAGUUGGGUACAACCCUAACUUCGAGAACGCAGAUGAGUACCCUCCAAGCCAAACACCGGUUCAAGCAAACCCUCGCAAGAUCAUAGAUUUGAAUGAUCUAGCAAAUAAGCGUACAAGAAAGUUUUACAGCACGGAAGAAAAACGGCAGAUUUACCAAUGGAUCCAGCAACGUAAUGGAACCUCCUGUAAGAUGAAACGUGGCGUCACGGCUGAAGUUGCAAUGUUGGCUAAGUGUCCACGAAGGGUAGUCACAAGAAUUUGGAGGCAGGGAAUAAAUGGAGGUGGCAUAAAUAGUGUGAAGUGUGGAAAGAUCGGGAAAGUUGGUAGAAAGAAGAACAUACUGGACAUAGAAGCAAUGGAAGCUAUCCCAACAACCGAACGCACCACUAUACGUCAACUUGCAGAAGCUAUGAACAUGCCAAAAUCUACUGUUUUCCAAAGGUUGAAAGAGAAGGAAAUAAGAAGAGUCACAAGCGAUGUGAAGCCCAUGUUGGGAGACGAAAACGAGAAGCAACGUUUGGUCUAUGCUCUCCAUCAAGUUGAGCCUUCUACUCUGUUUGGUGAUGAUCCCACAAUGAAGGGUGGAUUCAAUGUUGCCCAUUAUGAUGAGAAGUGGUUCUACAGAAUUAGGAGGAAUGAAAAUGUAUAUUUGAGCAAAAGGGAGGAAGCCCCAAAAAGAUCAACAAAGAACAAGAAUUAUAUCGAGAAAAUAAUGUUUGUUUCCGUAAUGGCUAGACCAAGAUAUGAUGCACAAGGUAAUUGCACUUUUGAUGGGAAGAUAGGCGUUUGGGCUUAUGUUGAAUGGGUGCAAGCACAAAAGAGAAGUGCUAAUAGGAAGAGGGGAGAUUGGGAGCUCAAACCAUGCACCGAAGUUGACAAGGCCAAAAGUAGAGAGUACCUUGUUAAAUUCAUUCUUCCUGCGAUCAAGGCAAAGUGGCCGGCUAGUGACAGGCACAAACCAAUCUACAUUCAGCAAGACAACGCUAGAACUCAUAUUCAGCCCGAUGAUCCAAUAUUUCUUACUGAGGCUGCACGUGGAGGUUGGGACAUUCGGAUGGUCUAUCAACCUCCUAACUCACCGGACUGCAAUAUUUUGGAUCUUGGUUGGUUUGCUUCUAUUCAAUCAUUGUUUCAAAAGAAAAUGCCAAAAACUCUUGCAGAAAUAGUUUCAAAGGUUAAUCAAUCCUUAGCGGAAUAUCCACAUCAAAAACUCAAUAGGAUUUUCUUGAGCCACCAAGCAUGCAUGAGGGAGAUUAUCAAGAAGAAGGGAUCAAUUCAUUAUGAUGUACCUCACUUGAAGAAGAAAGCACUUGAGAGGCAAGGAAAGUUACCAAUCCGUUUGAAAGUAGAGAAGCAGCUCGUAGAAGAUGCAUUUGCGUGGCUUAACGCAAACUUUCCUAUUACUCCUACUUUUUAAAUUUUGUAAUGCUAUGGACAGUACUCAUCUGUUUGAGAUCAUGCGUUUCAAUUCAUCUGUUUUCAAUUUUGU